AUGGCAGACAUCCUGUCAUUCAACGUCCCGCUCGUGGCUUCGAACUCGGAAGCAGCCAGCUACAAAGUCCACAACGAGCCUGGCGAAGUCCACCGACCCUACAUCACCGGGACCGACCAAGACGGAGCUACUAUCGUGCAGGGGCACCUCGUCCAUACCAUCCACGGCUUUCACUCCGCCUGUUUCCCGUCCAGCGCCCGGGCCCUCGUCUCCACGCUCGACGCCAACGACCAGUUUUCUCGAAUCGACGAGCUCGCCACCGGCCGCGGCAGCAACCUGACACCGUGCACGCUGAUCGUCAUGAGAUGGGACAUGAUUCCCGGGCGCGCCUCACGCCGCUUCCGCUCCGUGCAGAUCGACUUGAUCUUCUCGGCCUACGGUCCCCGGCGGGGCGUCGCUCCGGGUGCGAGCAUGUCGCAUUUGGAUCCCGUCCCAAAGAAGCUCGCGCCCGCGACGCCGCCGGUCCGCGGGCAACUGAUACCCACCAAAGUGGUGAAAAAGACCGGCUUUUCCGGGGGCCCGACGAUCGGCUACGAGCCGUUUGUGUCCGUCUCUGGCGAGUACUCGCGCGAUCGCGAGGUGGAGGCCCUGUAUGACACGUCGUGCUGGAUCAGCGGGAGACCGAGGCAUGUUGGACGGGGUACGGGCGGCGCGAACGCUGUUCGGUUCACGUUUGUGGAGAACGAGGCGUUGGGAACGGGAGUGCAGAAGACGGUGUUCACGGCUGUGUUGCUGCAGAGAGAGGAGAGAGACGCGGAUGGGCAGUUUGCGAUGAAAGUGAAGGUUAAUUCCAAGGUUGAUUGGUUCCAAGACAAGAAGACGAAGAUUAGAGACGCUGUCGGGCUUACGGAGAGGGACCAUCCUGUCAUUUUUGACCCUACGGUUAGCUACGUGGUGGAGGAAGGCGAGAGGGUUGAGAGGAGGGAUGCGAAGAGUGGCGUCGAUUGGAGGAGGUUAUGGCACGCGGAUUUGGGGAGAUUCUUGGAACAAAACGAAGGGAACGCAACCCAUUGA
This is a messenger RNA of Sordaria macrospora k-hell, 1014 nucleotides long. RefSeq lists its product as uncharacterized. Lineage: Eukaryota; Fungi; Ascomycota; Sordariomycetes; Sordariales; Sordariaceae. The record is from RefSeq and is a predicted model, not a curated record.